Messenger RNA from Talaromyces stipitatus ATCC 10500, 2346 nucleotides. Its product is annotated as tRNA nucleotidyltransferase. Bases 379 to 2286 code for a protein of 635 amino acids. NCBI's taxonomy places the organism in Eukaryota, Fungi, Ascomycota, Eurotiomycetes, Eurotiales, Trichocomaceae. Gene Ontology annotation, biological process: tRNA 3'-terminal CCA addition. The transcript is spliced from 2 exons. The record is from RefSeq and is a predicted model, not a curated record. Gene Ontology annotation, molecular function: ATP:3'-cytidine-cytidine-tRNA adenylyltransferase activity; RNA binding.
ACUACGAGUCAUUUUCACAUUAUUCUUUUUCAUCGUGAAAUCAGCGUCACACCAUCUCCUGUUCGAGCGGCCAUCUGUUUAUCGUCUCGUCUUACAGCUUAUGGUACGUCUUGGCACUAGAAGCUUCAGACUCCAUAGUCAAAAUUCCUGCCCCUCUCUUGUUUGCAGCUCGAUAUACUCGGUUUACUCGAUUUCACUACCGCUGAAGCUCCGACCCCUUGAAGAACGAAAUUUCAAUAUCCAUCGAGUCCAAGAGCUCACGCCAGACGAGCGACUACAUCGAAAUCGUGUGAGUCACAGCAGUAGUGCCAAACGGCAACUUUUUUCUUGCUUGAUAACACGAGAGUUGUUCGCAUGGCAAUGCUUGCUUGAUCAUUAAUGCUGAACGCUCACCUGCGCCCAUGGAUUCCUAGGAUUUAUUCCCACGUCAGGAUCAACUGCCGCAGCUUGCAGUCCUGUAUCUCGAGAUUGGGCGCAUAUGGCAGACCCUCCGAUCACAAGGCUUCCUCUUUAACAGGCCAGACGUACACUUCUUCUAUGCCAGCGCAGAAAAGAAAAAAUACGAACUCGGAUGGUGAAUUCAGAAUUCGAAAGAUUAAACAGUCAAAACGACGAAACGGCAAGAUGGACGGAACGAAAAUGAAACGGCAGACUCUCCCAACAAUUGAACUUACACCGAUAGAAAAAACCAUACAGAGACUUUUGCUGGAUUUAAAAGGAUAUAUCGAGCAGAAAGAGAAAUCCGAGGGUAGAACAGCACAAGAAGAAAUGGUAUUACGCUUCACCGGUGGCUGGGUUCGAGAUAAGCUGCUGGGUGUUACAAGUCACGAUAUCGAUGUCGCAAUUAGCACAAUGACCGGGCUACAGUUUGGAACCUACCUUCAGGAAUAUUUGGAUGAUCCAGAUAAUCUGCAGAAAUAUAUGGACAACAAGGAGCUUGCAUUCACUAGUGAGAUGUUGAAAGUCCAUACAAUCAAAGCGAAUCCGGAGAAGUCUAAGCAUCUGGAGACCGUGGCCACAAAAUUGUUUGGUCUGGAUAUCGAUCUGGUUAACCUGCGAAAGGAAACAUAUACCGAGCAUAGUCGGAAUCCACAGGUGGAAUUUGGUACAGCCGAGGAAGAUGCUCUACGUCGAGACGCAACUGUCAAUGCAUUAUUCUACAAUCUGAACACGUCAAUGUUAGAGGAUUUUACCGGACUGGGGUUGGAUGAUAUGGAGAGGAAACUGAUCAGGACACCUCUAGAACCAUAUCAGACAUUCAAGGACGACCCUCUGCGAGUACUUCGGCUAAUACGAUUUGCGAGUAGACUUGGUUACCACAUCGACGAGAAGACCCAGGAAGCUAUGCAGAAUGACGACAUAAAAAGGGCUUUCAAAUUGAAAAUCAGCAAGGAACGCGUGGGCGUAGAGGUGGAGAAAACCCUCCGAGCGGCGGAUCCUAGAAUUGGUUUGAGGUACAUAGAUGACCUUGGGCUCUACUCGACUAUCUUUGCAAAUCAAUACGAUGAUGCUGAGCCGCACGUCGCUUCUUGGUCUCUUGCUUAUGACGCCCUCGAUCACAUUUUGAGCCGCGUGCUCAAAACAGACGAGCUCAGGCAUAUUAAGCGCAUAAAGAAUAUUCUCAUUCGAAACGAGGAUGAGACAUUCUAUGCUUGGGUUAUGGCCGCGUUCACCCCAUGGGUCACUGUACCUGAACGUGUACCAACUUCAAGGAAACAGAAGCCGCCUAUCAUAGCAAGGGCGGCGGAAGUCGCAAGGGAUAAUCUUCGCAUGGAGAACAAAAUAGUCAAUGCUCUAAAGGACGCAACAGCACUCUUUAAAGAGGUCAGCUCUCUGAAAAGUUCGGUGAUUUCAAAGGACAUCCCAGGGACAGCUGCCGAGGUUAGACAACACGUUGGACUCCAAAUCAGGUCUUGGAAGAAGGAUUGGAGGUUGAUUGUCUUGAUGGCCAUGCUUCAGGAGAUCUCGGCUGGCGUCGAACCGCGUAAAGGUAUGUCAAAUGGGGGUUUCAAUCAACCGAGCAACGCUACUGACUCUGCAUUAGUCUUCCAGGAAUACGAUGCAUUCCUCUCAUAUCUAGAGAAAGAGGACCUUCUUGAAGUGUCUGAACUGAGACCAAUUGCAAAUGGCAAGGAAGUUUCCACUGCGUUUGGUCUACCCGAUGGCAAAUGGCUUUCCUCGGCUCUAGAUAUGCUGAUCAGUUGGCAGCUUCUCCAUCCUCACAAUGCUGACAAGAAUCAGGCACUGGAAGAACUAAAAAGCCGUAGGGCGGAGUUGGGAGUGUGAUGUAGGAUCUCUGUUAUACUGAAUGAAAUGAUUAAACAUUACAGUAGAGUUUCUUCUCCA